AUGUUCGCCCCCUGGCCCACGGCCGAUCACAGCCCAACGAGAUCAAUGGCGGGAACCCAGUCGCGGGUUCAAACGGCCUCUGGUGAUACACAGAACGCAGUCCACAGGUCAUCAUUGGGCCAGAGCAUCAGAAUCCCCGGGUUAACUACCGAAUAUAAGCGGAAAUGCCUAGGUAAUCAUCAUUUAUGUCUCCGGAUGCUGUUAUCAUUGUCAUUAGAACGUGGAACUUCGGGAGACUGCAGCUUUCUUGUCCUGCUGUGGCCCAGGUGUUGCUGGCAUGUCCGCGUCCUGGGCUCCUGGGUCGCCAUCAUCGAUAUUGUUGAGCUGACAAGGCAGCCUGGGGAUAAAGCACCAAGAGACAGGGUCCUGGUGCGUUCUCCCAGUAUAUUCACCUGGACACUAUGGUUGGAGAGCAAUGCCAUCGCAGGCGCCGUUCGCUGGGGGAGAAACCGCCCAUCCCGGUUGGGGUUUACAAGCCCUGAUCCAUCAGAGGCGGUGCCAAAGAAAUUUCCCGGGGCCUUCUCGGCGACUCCUGUUGAAGGGCCCUUGUUUUGGAAAACUUGA
Histoplasma capsulatum G186AR is the source of this 564-nucleotide messenger RNA. RefSeq lists its product as uncharacterized. NCBI's taxonomy places the organism in Eukaryota, Fungi, Ascomycota, Eurotiomycetes, Onygenales, Ajellomycetaceae. The transcript is spliced from 4 exons. Bases 1 to 564 code for a protein of 187 amino acids. The record is from RefSeq and is a predicted model, not a curated record.